This is a messenger RNA of Chelmon rostratus (copperband butterflyfish), 3964 nucleotides long. It is a transcript of the gene klhl11, whose product is annotated as kelch-like family member 11. The record is from RefSeq and is a predicted model, not a curated record. The transcript is spliced from 2 exons. NCBI's taxonomy places the organism in Eukaryota, Metazoa, Chordata, Actinopteri, Chaetodontiformes, Chaetodontidae. Gene Ontology annotation, molecular function: protein binding. Bases 56 to 2191 code for a protein of 711 amino acids.
UAAAGACGGAAGUGAGCACUCCUGUUUUCCGAUCGGGACCGUGAACGCUGCAUGCAUGUUAGUUUUUGAAUGUUUAUUUGCGUGUGUCAUAUAUGCCUAUGAGUUCAUCCCGAAGAUAGUUCAACGCUUUCAUUUGCCUCCGAGUCUAUCCCGUUGCGGCAUGGCAGCGGCAGCGGAAAGGCCGGAGGAGUGUAGCCGGAGCAGCGGCGCACCGGGGGCGCGAACAGGUGACGGGGAACCGGAGGAGGCCGAGGAGUUCUCCUGCUCGGCCUACUGCUCCGAGCUCUCACGGCGGCAGAACGAGCAGAGGAAGGCGGGGCAGUUCUGCGACGCAACGCUGGUCUUCACCCCCGGCGGAGUGUCUGAGGAGAGGGUCCAAACCUUAUCCGCCCACCGCUCGGUGUUGUCCGCGGCGUCGCAGUACUUCACGCUGCUGCUCGGCGGACAGUUUUCAGAGUCUGUGUCCGGCAGAGUGGAGCUGAAAGAAUGGAGCUCCGCGACGGGACCAGACCCAGAAACAGUGCAGAGUGUCAUACAGUUCAUGUACACGGGAGAGAUCAGGGUAACCACUGCUAAUGUGCAUGAAGUGCUGGAACUUUCUGACAGGUUCCUGUUGGCACAGCUGAAGAACUUCUGCGGAGAGUUCCUGAUGAAGAAGCUGAGCUUGUCCAACUGUGUGGCGGUGCACAGCCUCGCCCACAUGUACACCCUGGACCAGCUGGCCAAGGGAGCCUCCGAGACCAUUAGGAGAAACUUCCACAAAGUUAUCCGCAACGAGGAGUUCUUCACGCUGCCAUUUCACCUGGUGCGGGACUGGCUGUCGGACUCGGAAAUCACAGUGGAUUCUGAACAGGAGUUGUUUGAGGUCAUUGUGAAAUGGGUGCACCAAAACUCAGAGGAGCGAGAGAAGCAUUUUGAGGAGCUGUUCAGGCUUUUAAGGCUACCUCAGAUUGCUCCUACCUACCUGACACGGGUGGUGAGAAAGGAACCCCUGGUGGCAAACAGUGCCGCUUGUUUGCAGCAGGUGUCUGACGCCCUUGAGGUCCAUGCCGUUCGCCUUGAGGGCCUCAAGUCAGCUGAUUUGGAGUGGGGCGCCUCCUACACGGCAGCAUUCCAGCCACGUUUUGGCCAGAACAUGGAUGUGAUCAUGGUAGUGGGUGGUGUUUCUGAAGGUGGAGACUAUUUGAGUGAAUGUGUGGGCUACUUUGUCGCUGAGGACCGUUGGGUCAACCUGCCUCACAUCCACAACCACCUUGACGGACACGCCAUCGCGGUCACUGACAGCCAUGUUUAUGUGGCAGGCUCCAUGGAGCCAGGCUUCGCCAAGACGAUGGAGCGCUACAACCCCAGCCUCAACACCUGGGAGCAGGUCAGCAGCCUGAGCACCCGCAAGCACUCCUUUGGCCUCACAUGUGUCAAAGACAUCCUCUACAGCAUCGGUGGUCAUGGCAACUUCAGUCCGGGUUUUAAGGAUGUCACCGUGUACGAGCCUGAGCAGGACGAGUGGCAAAAUCUGGAUCCAGCACCGAAGAUACUACGAGAUGUCAAAACAGUGAGCGUGGAGGACCGCUACGUGUAUGUGAUGGCCAGGACACCUGUAGACAUUGACAGUGACGACGGACUGAGCACUUUGACCACUUGCUACGAUACAGAGAGUCACAAGUGGCAGGAGGUGGACUCUUUACCGCUCAUCGAUAAUUACUGUCGUUUUCAAAUGGCUGUUGCAUCCACCAACUUUUACCACACAGCUUGCUGCUGCGCCAAGAGCUACAAGGUGACGGUCGAGGCCGCUCAGCAGAAAAUCAGCAGAAACGUCUCGGACGACAUCCUCGACAGCCUCCCUCCAGAGGUCCUUAGCAUGGAAGGUGCUGCUGUAUGCUACAUGGGUGAAGACAUAUUCAUCAUUGGAGGGUGGAGGAACAGCAACAACAUGGACAAGCAGUACCGCAGGGAGGCCUACCGUUACUGUGCCGAGAGGAAGCGCUGGACACUGCUGCCGCCCUUACCUCAGCCGCGCUGCCGGGCCGCGGCCUGCCACGUUCGCAUCCCGUACCAGCAUCUGUACGGCUGCCAGCACUACCCCAUGCCCCAGAACCUGGCUCGCCAGCGAGACCGCAUGCAACAGAUGCAGCAGCUCCAUCGCCGCACCCUCACCCUGCGCAGGCAGCUGCAGUCUCAGAUCGAAUGUUGAGAUCAAAAGCUGUGACGCUCUGCACUUAAUCUGAUGGUAAAUGCCUUGUUGUUACCACAGGUCUGUCUCAUUUUUUGCCUUUGCAUUUUGAGGUGAAAUGUCUGCAUGGGUUUACAUGGGGCUGUUUUGCAGGAAAGCAGGUUUGAAGAUCCUUAUGUUGGAAUUAUUGAUGUUGAAAAAGAGGAAUUAGCCAGACAAGCUGCUUGAUUAUCAGUCUUACAUAAUGAUUUUGCCUUAGCUUAUGCCUUACUUUUAUUCUGCUAGUAAAUGAUACUGUGAUUGCUGUGGCAUUUCCUGAAAAAAGAUUUUGAUUUCAUCGCUAAAGAGCUUCGCUUUUUAUAUGUGAUCCGUGUUAACAACUAAAUGAUGUCAACAUAUGUUGUGGUGCAAGUCAGAGUUAAACUAUGGCCGUUCUCAGUGACAGUUUUCUGUGAAAUUUGGUGUCCAUGUAAAGGAAGUGUCUACAUUUGUUGUGAUGUAAGUUAGAAGAAAACGACAAGUUGUCAGUUUGCUGAUCAUGAAGACGCUGUAACAACCAGCUGAGAAAGGAAGUGUGAUCUUUAACUUUACUCUUCUCACUACUUGCAUCUAAUUUCUCUUCUACCUCCAGUUUCCACCUUGAUUUUACCUUGUCUGCACCGUAGAGAUUGAAAUAUCCAACUGUUGAUCGUAUGUUGUGUGUGCCCCACUUGAACUAGACAAUCAUUUAUCAGAAUUUUUGUAGCAAGAAUUAAGUGUUGAGCAAAGCACAUAUUGGGGAACAGGGUGUUAAGUGUUUGCCCCUCCUUAAAACAUAAGCCCCCUUAAUGUAGUGUUGCACUAAACUAUGUGCACUAAAACAGCUUUUCACAGAUUUUAUGGCCAUUCCAGUAGAUGUGUAUAAAUGUACAUGAUUUAUUUCUUAAAUAUUUCAGUGGUCAAAAAUGCUUUAUUUGAUUUCCAAACUUGUUCAGUUUCUUCAAAGACCAAAUACCACUUUAAUAAUGACGAGAAGUCAUUUUUGGCUCUAUAUCUAUUUGAAUGUGUUUUGUUGGCUUUAGUGGAGUCAUUGGGUUUGUUCUGCUGUUGUGCUCCUGGCAGAAUUUGCGUUGCCUCUUACUCAGUGGAAUAGAGCUCAUGUUCACAUAUGGACAUGAUCUCUAAUGUGGGAAGACUACAAAAUGUAUGAAACACAUUAAACCAGGGGGCUGAUAUGCUUUUGUGCUUGGGUCUCUACAUGUUUCCAAUUGUGCCAUAAAACCCCAACUGCUCCUUAUUGAUACAGCUAAAUUUGUUCUAUUUUCUGCACUAAAGAUGCUUGAAUUGUACAGUGUUGCUUUUUUUUAGUAUAAUCCUCUGACUCAAAACACAGUGUUGUGUGGACCAGCUGCUGAGCUCUGUGUAUUUCUCCAUUACUGCUGAAUGAAAAUAAUUUGAUCGGUUAUGCAUGGAGGUUUUGAAUUUUCAAGACUUUCCUCAUGUCACAUGCACACAACCACAGGAUUACUGCAGAAUGCAACAGAGCACACAGACACAUUUUAGUGAUUGGCGGUAGAUUAUUAAUAUCACAUUUGAGGCUGGGUUUCAAGCACAGGUUCUUGUCCCAGUUUGAUCAUUGAAGAGUUUAGAUAAAGUAUUUGCCAGUGCCAUAUAUACAUAUUUCAUGCAGCCACAUGUACUGUUACAUAUUGUGUCAUAUUGUGUAGGCACAAUAGCUGCAAGUGUACAGACAUUUGCAAUAAAUGAGAAACAAUGAAAUCAGUUUGUUGUCAUCUCUGAAGAUACCUACCUAUC